AUGGAACGUGUUGCCUUGCCAAAGAAGACAGCUUUGCUUUUUCUGCUUGGCAGUGCCCUUCUGCUGACGCUGGCGACGGCGCAAGACACUAAGACGAGGACCACUGCAGCAGCUCCGGCUAGCGGACAUUCUACAGAUCCCGCUAAAGCUGAUGACAGCACCGCAGUUUCGCAGGGCAACGGAGGUCGUCACAAUGGCGGUGUUGGUCCUAAACAAGAGAUGGUGUCCUUCACUGUCAACGUGCCCCUGAGCUCUCUCGAGGAUCCUGCAGUGGGUGACUUUUUCUUCGGGGACCUGCUGUCUUCCUUCGGCUCGUUCUUCUCGGAUCUGUUCUCUGUCGACGGCUGGAACAGAGACGAGGUCGAAGAAAACCCGUACUCUUCAGCGGCCUCUGGUGUUUCCACGUCCGGCUCCUACGGCUUGGCGCAUUCAACAUCCCCUGAAAACAUGGUAACUGCCGCUGGCGGUUCAUACGCUUUCACAAACACUUACGGCGGCUCCGCGUCCUCCCAGUCGUCUACGCGCGUCGGCGAAGAGGACAGCACCAUCGCGGAAGACGAAGCUUUUCUCUCGUACCUGACAUCUGCGUACCGUCUUCCCGGCAUGCAGAGCAUCCUCGGCAGUGUCAUGGGAGUCCCCUUCAUGGACAUGUUCACAGCAGGUUUCGAUGGAGGAAGCACGGGCAUGGCAAAUGCAGGCGGGAAGCCUGCAGGCAACGAAGGUGCGGGGAUGUUCGAUCUCAUUGCGAACCUGCUGUCUGCGAAUCCUGAAAGUCUCGUCGGGCCAGACGUUGUGUCGCACAUCACGGCAGACAGCUGCCUCUUUGAGAUCGACCUCAAGUCUGUCCCAAAAACCGCCUCCAUCACCGUAGGCGUCGAGGGCGAUGCAGUCUUCGUUGAAUACUCCAACACCUUCUCCGAAAAAUCCAAGUCCUCAACUCUCGACGCAAAGGCGGAAACCAGCGCCGAGGACGCGGCUGUCAACGCGAAUGAAACGGGGGACAACGCAGUGGAAGGGGUUGGUGAGGACAAGGCGCACACCGGCUCUCAUUCCGAGUCUAGGAAGAUGGAGUCAGCCAAGAACCUGAGAGGCAGCGGAGGGGCACAAGCAAAUGUAUACUCGUACGAAAGGUUCACGAUCGACCCCGCAUGCGACUACGAGAGCUCCGACGCGAAAGCCGCAAGAGUCGAAGACGACAAGCUGCGGAUUAAGUUUCCUCUGAAGAAAACAGACGGCGUAAAGACCACCGAUGGUGCCGAGGCCACUCAACUAGCUGGAGAGGAUUCCGUAGAGGGAAAGACGGAUGCGAGCACACAGGAAGAGGCGACUGAGGCUGAGACUGAGCACGAAGAAGCCAAGGAGGCCACGCUAGAUAUGACGAAGCCGGAGGAAGGGAGUGCGCCGCAGAGGCUUGCACAGAAAAGUUCUUCUUCAGCUCCGACGAGCCACGCGCGACGGAGGAUUCUCCCUUUGGUUGCCGCUGAGGAGUUCUGA
Molecule: messenger RNA, 1494 nt
Organism: Besnoitia besnoiti
Lineage: Eukaryota; Apicomplexa; Conoidasida; Eucoccidiorida; Sarcocystidae
Exons: 2
Coding region: 1-1494 (497 amino acids)
Source: RefSeq, a predicted model, not a curated record